Molecule: messenger RNA, 11406 nt
Organism: Belonocnema kinseyi
Lineage: Eukaryota; Metazoa; Arthropoda; Insecta; Hymenoptera; Cynipidae
Exons: 10
Coding region: 86-4729 (1547 amino acids)
Biological process (GO): autophagy; response to starvation
Cellular component (GO): cytoplasm
Molecular function (GO): protein binding
Source: RefSeq, a predicted model, not a curated record
UGCAUAAAAGUUUCAUGAAAAAGUAAUAAUUAUUUUCUUAUGUUUGAUUUAUUUCAGGAAGUAGGACAUUGGUUAGAAAAGGAAGAUGUCGACGGAUUCACCAAGAAGGGGAGCACAAAAAGGAGCACAGGUGAUUGCGCCUCAGCCAGUCAAUGAUCGCACCAUCAUAGACAGUGUCGCCGGCAUAAUUAAUGACAUUGUUCCUCAAGCAUACACAGGAGCACCUAAUUCGGAAAACAAAGAGUCCAUAACAUGGGCCAGGUUCGAGUACGCCGACGUGAACGAUCCUUCCUUCUAUCCUGACUAUAAUGAAGGCUCCAGCACGCCACCCUUGCUGCUGGUGCUUGGCUAUGCAACAGGAGUGCAGGUAUGGUUAGUGUCGGCGUCGGGGGAAGCGACGGAAGUUUUGUCUUGGCGACAGGGUGUCGUCCGUAACCUGAGAGUUUUACCCAAUCCAAAGCUGGACGAUGAACGCAAUGAUCCCUUCAAGACGAAACGACCCCUGGUUGCGAUAUGCGACUCCGCUGGCCCUGGACCACAAUUCUGCAACGUCGGCUUCAUCUCUUUAAAAACUGGCGAGCAAGCAAAAAGUAUAAAAUUUAAAAAUCCCGUCUGCGAUGUCCUUGCCAACAAGAAGUCGGUGGUAGUUACUUUCUUGGAAAAGAUCGCGGUCUUCGAUGCCAGGACGCUAGAGGACGUUCUCACCGUAACCACCUGCUACCCGAGUCCUGGCCCGAAUCCUAAUCCAGUGGCUCUCGGCACAAGAUGGCUUGGAUACAGUGAGAAGAAGUUAAUACCUGCCAGACGAAGCAGCGGCGGUAGCGAAGGUGAAGGUGUUCAAAGUUACACGGCGACGGUUCUUUAUGCAGCGAAAUCCCUUGGAAAAGGUCUUCGAGGUUUGGGAGAAACCGUUGCAUCUAGCUUAACGGGGAGUUCGGUUUCACCGACGGUCUGCAAUAAUGUGGAAAAUGAUGUGAUACAACCGGGUGUAGUGACAAUACUUGAUCUUCAAACAGCAAAAGACGAGAAAGAUUUGGACGAGAUGUUAGAGACGUUUGUUGCUCAUUUCACUGCCCACAAUGACGCUAUCGUCGCCAUGACAUUCGAUAUGACUGGAGCAUUAUUGAUGACCGCUGACAAAAGAGGACACGACUUUCACGUUUUUAGGAUACAACCCCACCCUAGUGGUCCUUCUCUCGCUGCAGUGCAUCAUCUCUAUGUCCUGCAUCGUGGCGACACCACGGCGAAAGUUCAAGAUAUGACAUUUUCAAGUGACACACGUUGGGCAGCGAUUUCAACAGUUCGCGGUACUACACAUGUCUUUCCGGUGGCUCCUUACGGCGGUCCCGUUGGCGUUCGAACUCACUCAACGCCUCACGUAGUUAAUAGACUUUCGAGAUUUCAUCGAAGUGCCGGUUUAACUGACGAUGGAACCAGGUCUCAUUCUCCAGUUUCGCAUGCUGAACUACCUCUUUCUGUAUAUCCGUACACGAAUCCUAGACUUCCACCUUAUCCCCAUCCUACGAUUCUGCAUCCUUUGGCACAAAUUCGUCAGCCUUCGUCGCUUAACCACGUUAAUAAUCAACCACAGCCAAGUGGCAGAAAGCAACCAAGGCAGAGACUUCUCUCAGAUGAAAGCGUAACUUUAUCUUUGAAAAUUUGCGCCUGUUUUGCACCUCCACGAGCUUGGAUUUACGCACAACGAGAUUCCACAAAACAAGCUGCAAAAAGGGCAGUUGAAUCCUUGUUCAUUAUGGCUUGUCACGGAAACAUGAUUCAAUAUGAUCUGGAACCCAAACCAGCCGCAGGUGUCCCGAAGGAGAAGGUUUGCGACGAUACUUCCAUCGAAUUGGAUGUGGAAGCGAAAGGUCAGUGGCCUCUUCUGCGUUCUCCUGGUUCCAUUGAAAUCAUCCCCCCUCUCCCACUUUCAAGUUCUCUUAUUGGGGUUCCCCCACUGCCAAAUAAUCUUCAGCAACUUGAAUCAGACGAGGAUCGAUGGCUCAGCCAAGUUGAAAUCGUAACGCAUGCAGGACCGCAUAGAAGACUCUGGAUGGGGCCACAGUUUGUUUUUAAAACGUACAACGCACCGAGCGGGGUAGCCGUUAACCUGUUUGAAGCAGAAACUGUAGAAAUCGCUGUGUCGGGUGGAUCUCGUCCUGCAAGAUCGAACCCUGUUAAUAUGCCACAUGCAGCUAGCAAACCUUUAGUGCCCGUCGUCAUGGAUGGAUCUGGAAGUAGUUACGAGCAAUCCCCAAGGUUUAUGGAACCAUGUGGAGACUCCUUAGAAAACGAGAACAUGGGUCUCGGAAGUGGCGAAAACCAACUUAGGGAGGAUCUUGCCGAAGCAAUGCUGGAAACGUCAGUAGCUCCUCAUAGAGUUCCGGGGAGGCGAUUGGUUAUUGAAAGGGUGGGACAGCCGGUAGCUAAAGUCGUCAACCCGUUGGGCACUGUAAUAACCGUUUCGGCCGACGAGGAAGAUGAUAGUUUUAGCCAGGAUUAUGACCUAGACGCAGAGACGACUCCCGAGCCCCCCCGAAGCGUCUGUGCCGAAGAAGGUCCCGCCUCCCUGGGAGACUUUGAGUCCGAGGGUCAAGCACUCCGCAGCCACACAGAGAUCUGCGCCGAAAUGCGAUCAGCAAACGAGCCCGCGAUUGGCAGCGUGCCGGACGAGAACAUCGAAGAGGUCAGGGGAAAAAAAACCCUAUGUGCAGAGGCUGCUGAGGUUGCUAAAAGCUCCAUCUUCGAGCGCGAGGAUUCUUUUUGUGACAUGCCUACAAGUCUGAGCCUCUGCGCGCAGCAAGGUGAAGUCCCGAACAGUCCCAUGACUCAAGCACGGGACUAUGAUUGGCGGUCAAAGUGCGAAGAUCAGGAGAGGAACUUCGCCAAGGCUAAGUAUGUUGUCAACUAUGAUGAAGAUAGCGUUAUAUUGAUGGAGAAUAAAUCUGGAAGGAGGAAAGCCCAACGGAAAGAGGAGAAACAUGAAAAAGGAGAAAAGGUGCGUAAAAAAGAUAUUGAGAAUAUUGAGCCAAAGUACCUUCUCAAGGAGAGCGAAGACAGUAUAGUUGUCGAGGAUCUUAUGGAGAAUAGGAAGAAAAUAGACGAGGAAAAGAAUGGAAGCUUGCAAAAGGAUAUAAAGGAGAUGAUGCCGGAGACUUUAAACCCGAAGGAGAGAAGGCGCGAUUCCUUCGAAACCAUUGGCGAGACUGUACAUAAGACCUUUGACCUUGACACUAUGAUGCUACCCCCUCUGGAUCCUAGAGACGACUUUGCGUCAAUCGAGUACCAUAUGGUCGAGAUGGUAUCUCACCAGUCGGAUGAUGAUAUUGAACACAUUCAGGUUUCUGAGAACCUAGUUGGAACUGAGCUGGAGAAGAGUAAGCCCAUUUUACGUAAGUGUAGCAAAAGCACGAUUUCUGAUGACGAUCUGGAACAUAUUCAUUCUGCGGAAUUGCUGGAAGAACCUCAGAAAAUGAAAGAGAGCGAGAAAAAGAAAGAACGGGAAAAGUUCGAAGAGAAGCAGAACAUGAAAGAAUAUCGAAAAAAUGAGAAAGUCGAAGUACAGCUGGUAGAAAAGAACAAGCUCCGCGAGGAAGAAAAGGUCCUGAAAGGUGUUCUAUCUUCGGAUGAAGACAUAGAACACGUGCUAUCCUCAGAAUUGGAUGUUACACCUAGCGAGGGAUACCGCAAGACCAAAACACGCGGUAAGAGACAUAAGGACGUAGUGGUAAUUGUCGGCGACGUAUUUUCUGAGGCGGAAGUGACUCUUGUUAAGCCAAUUGAAGGCUGGAAUAGGAGCAAGACUCUGGAAAAGGAUCUAGCAGAGGAGAUCGACCACUGUGAUCUGAAGCUCGAAGAUGAGGAGAAAAAACAGAAGAAGGUUUCAGUGUCGAGGCGGCAGUCAACGGUGGAGAUAAUUGACAUCGAUGCUAUGCAGAAGGCAGAUUUAGUUAAAACUCCCGCUCCGGAAUUAAAAAUUCUUGAAGGUGGGACGAAAAAAAAAAAGAAAGGAAAGAAGGGCGCAGAAGGUGGGUGUCAUGCUUUAAAACAAAAGGUGCUAGAUACAGAGGUUGACCGUUCAAAGCUUCAGGGUGCUUGGAAUACCGUCUCCCAGGUCACAGAGGAGAAAUCAGACGGGACUCCCUGGAGUUCUAUUGUCAAAAAGAAGAGUAAGUCGGAAGAAAAGGAAAUUGAAUUAGAAGCUGAAGUUCCAGAAAGUAAAAGGAAAAAAGACAUUCAAGGUCAACCAAGGGUAGAGCCUUGUUUUGAGACUUAUAAACUUUCCGUGGAACGUUCUACUUUUGUAGAAGCUUCUAACGCUAUUCAAGAAGAUCCCAAACCUCUAGAAGAAAACAAAUUUCUCUUAGAUGAUAACAUCGACGCAGGGAAGAGAAAAGCAUUAGAAGAAGUUAAUAUUCUAUUGCAGACAAAUUGUCCUUGCAAGUUAAAGGAAAUUCAAUCAGAUGAAAGAAGCGAUUCGGUACCAGAAAACAGAAGUAACUCAGAUCCAGAAAAGAAAAGCGAUCCCGCAUCAGGUAAGAAAAUCUAUUCGGAUCCUGAGAAUUUAAAGGAGAGUUCGAGUUCGUCGGAUGAUCCAAAUGCGAAUAUAGUUCCAAUGGACACGGAGGAAGAUGGCGCAGUUCGGGAAACAGCCGAUAAAGCUCCAACUGAUUCAGAUGUGGUGACCGUUAAUAAAAAGCACAACAGAUCCAAGAAAAAAAGACGCAGAUGAGAAGAGGGUGGCCUGGACAUCCGCAGGGCAAGCUUUGCCUUGUAUAUAAUUCUUAUGCAAGUGGCAGGGGUUGAUUAGCAAAGGUUAGAACCUGAAACGCGAUUGUAAACAUUGAUUGAAAAAUUGAACAUUGUAAAUCGAGUAACUGAUUUGAAGUUUCUGUUAUUUUCAUUAUAAUUUCAUUACAUGUAAUGGAAGUAAUGUUCUUUCAUACGGCUGCGCAGUCUUAUCUUGUCGAAAUUGUGUUUGCGUAGUGCCAUUUUGUUUCAGUUAAAGUUGCACACCCAAAGGAUACCGGGACAUCCUAAAGACGUCCUGAGAAUGUAUUUCUAUGUCAUGCGAUUUAAAGUCUUCAAGACAUUCUUUGGGUCUUUUCAUGUCUUUCAAAUAUCCUCAAGACGUCUGCUACAAGACGUCUAUAGGACAACCUUAGGACUUCAGUGCUUACUGGGAAGUAAUGUCCUCCCAGAGGUCAUCCAGGCACCCUAAAGACGGCCGUAGAAUAUACCACUAUGUCAUGUAACUUAACGUCUUUAAGACAUCCUUUUGAUCUCUCCAUGCCUUUCGAAGGUCCUCAGGAAAACUUCCGUCAGACGUCAACAUCAUUCGCGAGUUUCAAAACAAUGUUUGGACAAUCGGAACGUUUUAAAGCAUGGAUUAGUUGAAAUACUUCUAACGUUACAUUAGGUUAAAACCUAUAAUCCUGUUCAGUUUAAGAUCAUCAAAUUAAAAAAAAAAGCUUCGACUAAGCACUACAAUAAUAGUUUUCAAACUUCCCGGGGUGCAUUCAUCAAUGUUUUUCAAGAUUACAGUUUUAAAAAAAUCUAUUUUUUAUUAGUUUUUGGCCUAACUUAGAUGUUCAAACAUUAUUUAUAGACUCUGGUGAGGUUUACUUUUUUCUUUAGAAAUCCGCCGGAGAAUUGGAAACUAGCUUAAAAUUGAUAAAAUGACUGCGAUUUGUUUAAAAUUUUAAAAAGUAUUUUUGCAAGAAAAGAACAAGAUUAAAUUUGUUCCUAAAUUUUUGUUGGGUUUUUUUAUGAAACAACGGAAGAUAUCUUGUAUCGUUUACCAGCAAUUUCGAAACUUUAAUUGUUGUUCUAAAUUACCAUUGAAACAAAAUUCAUGGCUUAAAAUUCACAGGAUCUCUUGUUUGUGAAAGGAGCAAAAACUUAUGAGCGCUGGUUGUAGGCGCUGGCUAUAGGCGAUUUGAUAAGAAAUACCGUUUUUGUAGCGGAAAACAAAGCGAUUAAAAUCAGGUCAAAAAUAGGUUAUUAAAAAAUAGUGUCGGAUAGUUCCUGUCACUAGACAAAAAAAAUAGUAACAACUGAAAUUACGUAAAAUGAAUUACUAAAAAUUACAGAGCUAAGUGGUUAUACAAAUAUUUUAUGCCAUGAUUUGUCUAAAUUUGAUGAGAUAUACCUAUUAUUUUUUACAGACACAACCUCAUAGAACCUUGAUAAAAUAGAUUUUCUUUCAAAACGAUAAAAGAUAUGGAUCAAUACCUGUAAAUUGGUAGUUUGAGACAAUCAUACAAGAAAAAAGCUUGACUUUUUACUGUAAAGAUUAUCAUUUUUUCAAAACAAUCUGUGGCGAGAUCUGCCCGAAUUUCCCCUAAUGAUUAGACAAAAUCAGAAAGUAGUCUGGGAAUUUUGAAAAAUAAUUUUUGGUUCCAACCUAUGCGUUAAACCGAGAAUGACCAGACAUUUUUUCGUUGAUUUAAAACAGCCACUUUGGAAGUUUCAUAGCGUAUUAAACUAUUAAUUUUGUUGUUUUUGACUUACGUAAUUAUACAGAAAGCAAGGCUCUGCUGUUUCAAAAUGUCAGUGUUCGAUCCUAUCAUUGCGUAAACGUUGGCUCUGAUGAAAAAACCGUGUAUCCCUUUGGAUGAGCAAACAUAAAAUUGUUUAAUUAAAAAAUAAGCCUUACGCUGCAAAGACCCAAAUAGUGGGCCACCCCAUGAAAAAUUAUGUCGCUAAUUGUUUCAUAAAUAUCUAUAAUAUUUAUGCGGACAAUUAUUCUGUUCGAGGAUGUCGACUAUUUUUCAAUGAACAUUUGUAAUAAUUAUUUAACUAAACAUUUAUUAUUUUGCAUAGGGUGAUACACUGUGGGAUCGUUACCCCAUGAAUGAUACUUCUUUGAAAAAGAUUUUCAGAAUUAAGCCUUUGAUAUUCUUUUUUUAAGAAUUCUGAGAUUUUCCAUCGGAACAGGGAAGUGAUUUAAUAUAAUGUUAUUCGUCAAUAAUCUUGUCAGUUAUGUUAACUCUAAUUUUCCGUACUCCUAAGACCUGAGAUAUUUUCAGUCUUAUAACGACUCAUUUUAAAACAUGAGAAGAGCAUUACAUGAUAAACAUGGUUGUGCAUGGAUUUAGUAAAUAUUUGGGACACAUAACUCUAAUUAACGCGAAGUACCGUUUUUGCAAAAUUUUUAUGUAUUUCAGAAGUUAUAUGCAAAAGACGAAAAAUGAAAUUUUCUCCGAAACUGCUACGCCAUUUUUUUAUAGUUCCAAGUAUAUAUUGUAGGGUCAAGCAAAGAAAUUUUAGGAAACACUUGGAGAUCAUUUUGAUCCACUGGAAGGGGCAGAAAAAUACCAUUCAAAUUUGUUUGACUUCCUUGUAUGCAAUACUUUUCUAGAACAACUACAGUAUUUUUUUCUGUAACUGAUUCUGAACUCAAGUAGUAACAUAUUUUUCCCCAGGUGAAAGGAAGAGUAUAGAACAAAAUAGAAAACUGGUUUUCAUAAAUGUUUUUCUUAACUAUUCAUAUUUCCAUUAACAUACACACCUUUUGCCAACGCUUAAAAAAUAUGCUCAAAUACCUUCAUUAGUUACCGAAAAAAUAGGUUUUAAAAUGAAAUGUUUGUGUACAUAAUUAAAAAAGUUUUUAUUUGUAUGGGUCUUGGUUUCGUAAAAUUACUUCUCUAAUAUUCCUCCACAGUUUCAUAUGAAUAAAAAUACAAUUAAUGUUUGGUUUAGAACAUUUGAUAUUCACAGUUAUGACACUCUGUUGCAAAAUGACACAUUCCAUGUAAGGUGACAUUCACAUUAAAAUCAAAUGCCUUAAGCCUAACAAAUAUUGGGCAAAUAUAGUCGAGGGCAGUACAACCAUGCUUAUCCUGCUAUGCCAUUUAGCGGUUAUUAAAAUGUGAUAAAAAGGAUUUUAAAGCAACAGUGAGAGUUUACACCAUCUGAGCACGUAAAUUCUCGUGUCAUCAUGGUAUUUGGCUUUAAUUCAGGAUAUAUGAUUGUUUCUUAAUGAAAAAAUUCCGUCAAGUAUAUUUCGAAAUUCGAAAAAAUAGCGGAGUUAUGGGGCUUUGACUUUAUGGACAACUUUUUAAAAAAUAAUUGUUUAAAAAAUUAUGAUAUCUUAAUUAAAAGGUCAUUUAUGAUCGUUUAUAUAAAAAAACAGUAUUCAUUUCCCGAAAGAUAGCUGAAGCAAAUAAUUGUUUAUUAAAUUUGUUUAUUGCAUGACAAAUUAUUUAAUAAUUUUCAUUAUUCCAAUUCAGAGACCUCUUUUGUCUAAACAUUAUAAACAAAUAUGGAUGCGAUUACGUAAGUAACCAAACACUGCUAAUCUCCACAGAAUGAUUUUCAUCCACUUAUUUGUUUUUAACAAAUUCAAUAAAUGUUUUUAUGCAACUUUUGCAGUUCUACUGGGAAAGAUUUCCAGACCGUUGUUUCAUUGAUUCUAGAUAUUUUUAAUUGAAUUUGAAUAUUUGAUGGUUUUUUUCCACUGCUAAACAAUCAUAUACCUGAAUGAGAGCCAAAUCCCAUUCUGAUAAAUAAAAAUUCACGUCAUCAGAUUACGUGGAGUCCCCCUGAUCGCCUUCAUUGUAUUAACAAUGGUUGGAAGUCGGUAUACCACCUUUCAUUUAUUCUUAGUUACAUUUUAAUUUAUGUUAGAAACAUUCACUUUGACGGUUGAAGUCUAACCUGUAAACAUUUUUAACCCUGAGAAAGGUAGUUCUUCUGAUUGUUUCACUGUUGUGUUCUAAAAAAGAAGAUAAUUUUGAAGAAAUAGUAUUUUUUUAAAGGAGAUUUACGUUUAAUUUAUUUUUUGUUUUAAGUAAUUUUAGAAAAAUGACUUUAUAAUUGUUCCUUGCCACCCGUCACUACCAGGGCAGUUAAAGGGUAGACCUGCAGAAGUACAUAGACGCCAUUUUUUCGUAAAUGAUAUGAUUGGCUCACAAAAUCAGAUAAAUUCAAGUAGUGGUAAAAAAAGUUUUUUUUUAUAAUAUUUUUCUCAUUUUGAUUUUUUUAAAAAAUUUUUUCCCAAACCAAAAGCGACAAAUCUAUUUUACGUUUGCUUCUUUUGAGGAGAAAUUAUCAUUUAAAUCGCAGUCUUUAAGUUGAGAAAACAUGCGUCUCGACCGAAACAAAAUUCCUCUCCAUUUUUUCGGAAAAUAGCGUAUUCCGAUCAAACUUUUCAGGUUUUAAUUCCGCAGUGAUGAAUGUCGAGAGCCUUAUUUUUUCUUUACUGAAAAUUUUAUUUUUGAGAACGUUUUUUGUAUUUUCUGAACAAUGGUAAAAAUAGUACUUAUGCAGACAUGCAAAGCUACUUUCCAGUUAUAGUAUAUUGAGUUUCUUGUAAAUUAAACAGCGUUGUCUCCGCAGUAUUCAUUCUUGUAUCUAAACUUAUUCAAGAUCUACGAAUUUUUUCCAACUUAAAGUGUAUAUUAAUCAUGGAAAUAUUGUAAUCGGCAAAAAAUAAUUAUUAUAUAUGUAAGUAAUUAUACUAAAAUUUACAAAAAGUAAAGUCCUGACGUAAAGACUUAAAGAGAUUGAAUAUUUGCAGAUCUGUACAAAAUUCUGAUGGAAAAUUCAAGUGAUUUUUUGUUUAAAAACCCAGGCCAUCGCUUUAAAAGAGUUGGACAGUUUGAGAAAUUUAAUAAUAUUUUUGCAGGCCAAUGGGCAUUAUUUUGUAAAUAUUUUUUAAACAAUCUCAAAAUAGUAUAUAUUUUUUGUUUUUACUCUUCAAGCGAAGUAGUGUUAUUAUUUAAAAAAUAAUUUUCAUUUGAAAGUCUACAUCUUUAUAACUUGUGGAAUAUUUUUUUUUAUUUUAAAGGAGACUGCGUGGUCCGUUUACCUUAUAAUUGAUUUUAAAUGACAUGUGCGAGAAAUAUCGAAAAAUAGUGACAAAAUAGAGGGAUUAUCCCUCUGAAAAAUCUCGUGAAAAAAAGUUCAAAAUACUCACCUUAGCCUACUAAAAACAAUUAAGGAAAAUGUCGCCCUGUCUAGUGUAAGUUUUUUCUCGCAUUUGAACUCCUUAUUGUAGAAAACUCUUAAAAAAUAAUCUUAAUGACUUUUCGGAUGUUCGAAAGAACUGUUUAUAAAGAGUUAUUAGGUAAAAAAGCGAGUUUUGAAACAAAUAAAAAGUAGCUUUAAGUCUAUCAAGUGUUUCGUAAUUCGUACGUGUAUAAAAGUAUGAAACCAAGAGAAAAAGGGAUAAGAGCACGAAAGAAACAAAAGCAACUCAAGCGUUAAACGGAGACGAAACUUGCGACUGCAUAUAUAGAUUUUAAGAUUAUUUGGAUUUUUUAUUCCGAAAUUUCGUUUGCGCAACAUAUAAGAUAAAUUCUAAUGUGAGUCCCGAUCUCUUCGGAGUGACGAUAAAAAGUUUUUAAUUCAGGUACGAAAAAUUUUGGUGUUUACGCGUUCAGUUGGCGACGUUUAUGUGCUUGAUAUAAAAAUUCAUUCAUUAAUCAGAAUUAAGAAAUAAUCGCUGAUUAACGUAAGAGGAAUUUUAAAAAAUUUGCACAACCAUUAUUUGCAAUAAAUUACUUAAAAUAUGCUUCAAAUUUUACUAAUAAGUAUUUGGAAGAUACUGAAAGUCGAAUUAAACAAUUCAUUAGCUCCUGUUAAACAAUCGACAGAAUUCCGCUCUCGUUUGAAUUUACUUAAUGUAAAAAUUAUGUAUAAGUUGAUUCAUCAAUUCUAAAUACAAGCCCAUGUUAAAAAAAUAUAUAUUAUCGGGAGAAACUUUAACCCUUUCGUUGGCAGAGAGAAUUCGACAAAAAGUGCCAAAAACGGAAGGAAAAUUGGUUAUCCUGAAAAUUUGUCUCCUGGGGUUUUUGGGGUCGCUGAAUCCGAAUAUGAAGUUAAAAUUCAGAUGUCCAAAAUGGCGGAUGCAAUAUGGUGGACGAAAAUACAAAAAAACGGCUCGAUUUGGAUAAAUCUUGUUGCUUCCGGGUUUUUGGGGUCGCUGAACCCGAAAGCGAAGUCAAAAUUUAAAAUUUUUAAAUGGCGGACGAAAAUAUCUGCCAUUUAAAAUUGUCAAAUUUUGAAUUCAGAUUCGGAUUCAGCGAUCCCAAAAACCUCCGAGUAAGACUUGAGUGCAAAAUCGGAGUAAGUUAAAUAGGAAAAAAGAAGAUUGACGCAUUUUGCGUCAAUGCCACACAGGGCACGGAAAUUUUGACGCAUUUUGCGUCAAUGCCAACGAAGGGGUUAAUCAUUUAUGUUGCUGCUCUCUUAGCUUUAGAAGCGCUGUGUGGAAGGAGUGAUAAUAAAUAUCAGAAUUUAAAAAAACUACUGUAAAAUGUAUCUAGUUUGCAAAAAUUGUACAAAAAGUUUUUUUUUCGAGUGUCUUAUGAACUUAUAUGCGUAAGAACUUGAAACAAAUUAACACAGGAUUUUGGAGGAGUUUCAAAAAACGGUAUGAAAGAAAUAAAUUUUUUAAAGCCA